AUGCUUUAUUUAACAUCAUUUAUUGAUGAUCGUUGGUGGUUACUUAUUUAUGGAAAUGGAAUCCAUGAACAUUCUCUUUUACUUGUUGAUGAUCAAACAGAAAAAUCGGAAACAAUUAUUGAUGAUUCUAUACCUAAUGCUUGUAUGUUAGAUGAACAAUAUUUAAUAGUUCGAAUGAAACAAUUAAUGUUAAUCUAUGAUAUUCAAUAA
Molecule: messenger RNA, 210 nt
Organism: Rotaria sp. Silwood2
Lineage: Eukaryota; Metazoa; Rotifera; Eurotatoria; Philodinida; Philodinidae
Source: the annotation of a GenBank genome assembly